Messenger RNA from Acanthoscelides obtectus, 1712 nucleotides. The record is from the annotation of a GenBank genome assembly. NCBI's taxonomy places the organism in Eukaryota, Metazoa, Arthropoda, Insecta, Coleoptera, Chrysomelidae.
AUUAUUCUGAAGCACCUACAUUACAGUUUCCUUCAAUAGCGGCAAAAUAUUAUUUUGUUUUCGUGCGUUAGAUGGCGUGAUUAAAUAAGUGUUUCUCAUCUAUGUGAAACCCAGAGAAUCGUGUAACUUUAUUUCCUUUCCUAUCAUUAACUUUAUAGGCUAUAUUUCUUUUACUUUGGAGUGUUCAAUACGCAUGGUUUAUCCAAAUUAGUGUUGUACAUGUCAAUCUAAAUAUGCCUAAAGAAAAGGAGUCGUUAUAUACCCGAAAAUACCGAGUUGCUUGGGAAUCCGAUGCUGAACUUAAAGGAUGGAUUGGUCCUGUAUUAGCAGAUGAGACAAAGUCGCUUUGUAAGAUAUGUAAAUGUACUUUAGCUGCACAUAAAAAAGACUUACUGCUUCACGAUAGUAAAUAUUCAUUGAUUAUAGAUGAGAGCACUGCAGUCGAUUCCACAAAAAUGCUAUGCGUUAUGAUAAAAUAUUUGAGUAAAAAGCAAACUAAGAUUGUUACGACUUUCUACAAACUUAUCGAAAUUGAAAAGGGAGAUGCCAUAACUAUCUCGGCUGCGGUGACAAAACAACUGGAGCUAGACGGUUUAAAAUUAGGGAAUCUAAUAGGAAUCGGUGUUGAUGGAGCCAAUGUUAUGAUUUCAUAUGAUCUUGAUGAUGGGAUUGUCUGUGCUAAAUGCUCCUGUCCAAGAGGUCUAGCAGUUUGUCACCACAUGGCUGCUCUUUGCAUCCAUGCUCACCAUAACAUAAGCGUGACAGAUAAGACAUGUUUAUGGAGUAAACGGAAGCCAGCAGAAACUGAACAGGUCACAAAAAUUAGUGAUAUCUACAAGCCUAAAUAUUCAGGUUUCAAAGCUGCUCAAAGAAGUGCAACUGAAUCUGAGAUUGUAACAUUGAUUCAAUCAAUAGGUGAUGCUACACCUGUAGGAUUUACGUGGUGGUUGUUGCCAGAGCCUUCAGUAGACCUCAUGUUGUUACCAGACAUUGAGGCAAUAAUUUUUUCCAACGAGUAUACAACAGCUCCCAAUAAAGAAGACUACUUUUUACAGAAAUGUUGUGUGAGUGAAAGCAUAAUAAACAGAGUUGCAGAGAUGACUAUUGGUCAGUCAAACAAUGCUAAUUGGCUAAUGGCUAGAAAGUACAGACUGACAUCCAGCAAGUUUGGUGCAGUUUUAUCAGCUUGCCAAAAGAAGAAGUACCCAAAAUCAUUAUUCAAAGGGUUAUUAGAAGGAUACGAUUUGAGUGGAGUUCGGGCUGUUCAGUGGGGAAGGGAAAAUGAACAAAGCGCCAUAGAAAAAUUUCAGGAAAUCACAGGAUUACAUGUAGAACCAGCAGGAUUCUGCCUUGAUGAAUGUGGUUUUUUAGGUGCAAGCCCUGAUGGCUAUAUAAGUGAAAAUUGCAUUAUUGAAGUGAAAUGUCCUUUCAAACAUAGGAAUGUAGAAAAACUGUCAGAGGUGCUCACCAGUAAUGAAAAUUAUGUUGUAUUUUAUGAUAACUCUUCCUGGACCAUUAAUGAAAAUCAUAUUUAUUAUCACCAAGUACAGGGACAGUUAUACAUCACAAAUAAAGAUAUGUGUUAUCUAGUAAUAUGGAUUCCAAAAGAUACUAUAAUUAUGAGAAUUUCAAGAAAUGAUGAAUGGAAAAAUAAUAUAAAUACUUUAAAAUCGUUUUACUGUCAACAAUUUCUGGCGAAUAUUUUAUUAUGA